Molecule: messenger RNA, 3493 nt
Organism: Myodes glareolus (Bank vole)
Lineage: Eukaryota; Metazoa; Chordata; Mammalia; Rodentia; Cricetidae
Gene: Obi1
Product: ORC ubiquitin ligase 1
Biological process (GO): protein monoubiquitination; regulation of DNA replication
Molecular function (GO): ubiquitin-protein transferase activity
Source: RefSeq, a predicted model, not a curated record
GCCGUAGCCGGCCUCGCGCGUUCCCAGCGUGGCGAAGAGCUGCUGUCGGCGGGACUUCCGUGUUGGCGGGAUUCUGAACGCUGCCAUGGCUCAGACCGUGCAGAACGUUACAUUGUCCCUCACUCUGCCCAUCACGUGCCACAUUUGCUUGGGGAAGGUUCGUCAACCUGUUGUAUGUACCAACAACCAUGUGUUUUGUUCCAUUUGCAUUGACUUGUGGUUGAAGAAUAACAGCCAGUGUCCGGCUUGCAGAGUUCCUAUCACUCCAGAAAAUCCUUGCAAGGAGAUUAUUGGAGGAACAGGUGAAGGUGAACCUAUGCUGAGCCCUAUGGUCAGGAAGCACCUUCGGAGAACGAGACUCGAGCUCCUCCACAAAGAGUAUGAGGAUGAAAUAGAUUGUUUGCAGAAAGAAGUAGAAGAACUUAAAAGUAAAAAUCUGAGCUUGGAGUCACAGAUCAAGACUAUUCUGGACCCUUUGACAUUGGUGCAGGGCAGCCAGAACGAAGACAAACACCCAGCAACAGAUAGUCAAAGUAAAACUGACCCAGAAACGGUAGUGGAAUGGAAGAAAAAACUCAGAACAGCUAAUGAAAUCUAUGAAAAAGUAAAAGAUGAUGUGGAUAAGUUAAAAGAGGCAAAUAAAAAAUUGAAGUUGGAAAAUGGUGGCCUGCUGAGGGAGAAUUUACGACUGAAGGCUGAAGUUGACAACAGAUCUCCCCAGAAGUUUGGAAGGUUUACAGUUGCUGCUCUUCAGUCCAAAGUAGAACAGUAUGAACGAGAAACCAAUCGCCUCAAGAAAGCUCUAGAACGAAGUGAUAAAUAUAUAGAGGAACUAGAGUCUCAAGUAGCACAAUUAAAACAUUCAGGUGAAGUCAAGGAAGAUAUGGAUGCCCUUUGUCAGAGGGCACCCUCUGCAGAUGGCAAGGGGCCCAAAGGUAGCGAGGAGGUUGUGGCAGCAAAGAAUCAGGGUGACAGUGCCAGAAAGCAGGCUGGCACAGCCACCUCCACCUCAGCUUCUCACCUAACAACAUCUACCUGCAGACUUGCUGACACCAGUUCUGCCAGGCAGGAAAGCACCAGCAAGACUGAACCAAACUGUCCCAAGAACAAAGACAGAUACCCCAAGCCCACGGAGAUGCUGCUGGCUAUGCGAGAGACACCGAUGGAUGCUUAUUUGGAAGGAGAGUGGGGCAGUAAGCCAAGUGACUGUGCACCCUACAAAGAGGAAGAGCUUUAUGAUCUCCAGGCUCCUUGCACUCCUUUGUCCCUUAGCUGCCUUCAGCUAAAUACUCCAGAAAACAGAGAGAACUCUGUAAUCAAGGCAGGGAGUUCCAAAAAGCAUACAAACCAUCUGAGAAAACUGGUAUUUGAUGAUUUUUGUGACUCUCCAAAUGCCUGUAAUAACAACUCUUCCGAGGAUGAUGUAAGUAAAAGUGAAAAUGAAAAGAAGUCAGACCGUUUUGUUUCCCCAAAGACAGGAUUUUGGGAUUGUUGCUCUACAAGCUAUGCCCAGAGCUUGGAGUUUGACAGCUCGGAGCGGAACACAAUAGCAAAUUCUGUUGGGGAAAUCCCUUCAAAAUUGAGUGAGAGGUCAGGAUCAUGCAUGUCCAAGAGACUAAAUUGUAUUCGCUCUCUCGAAAUGAACCGGACAAGAACAUCCAGUGAAGCUUCCAUGGAUGCUGCUUAUCUGGACAAAAUCUCCGAGCUGGAUUCCAUGAUGUCAGAGUCUGACAACAGCAAGAGCCCUUGUAGUAACGGUUUCAAAUCAGUGGAGCUGGAGGGCUCCUCAAAGUCACCUCGAGGCAGUGAGUUUCUUGAGGAACCUGACAAGUUGGAAGAAGGACCUAAACUGAAUCUUUCCAAAAAUGCUCUCAGUACUGAUCAGUUAGAAAAUGGCGGUGAGUGGAAACCCUCUUCUUUCUUUCUCCUCUCUCCAUCUGACCAGGAGAUGAGUGAAGAUUUUUCUCUGCACCCCUCUUCUAAUUCGGGAGCUGGUGAAAUUAAACCCCAGAGCUGCUUGUUUCAGACAGAGUUCUCCCAGGGUGUCCUGUUAAGUGGCUCCCAUGGACUGUUUGAAGAACAGAGGUUUGGCUCCUCUUUAUUCAAGAUGUCUUCGGAGAUGCAGAGCCUUCACAGCCACCUUCAGUCUCCGUGGUCUACUUCCUUUGUGCCUGAAAAGAGGAGCAAGAAUGCGAAUCAGUCAACAAAGCGCAAGAUACAGAGCAGCCUUUCCAACGCCAGCCCAUCCAAGGCAACGAAAAGCUGACUCCCCAGAGAGAUGCCCUGUGGCUUUGUCCUGAAAGGGGUGUGGUCGCUUUCAAGGUUACUGUAGUCACUUCAUGGAGGUUCUAUAAAUCAUGAACUGAUAAUCUUCAGUAAAGUGUCAAGUCAGAGAGGUGGGUUUACCUCUUUACGGGGUGCUUCAUCUUGAAGAAACUUUGGUCUUUUAGUCGGUUAUCUGUCUUAGCAGAGAGGUUGGGGGCAAGGGUUUCAUUUGUCUCUGUAUUGUUCAUUAUUUUGUUUUAAAUGAAUGUUUAUCUGGAUGGUUAUAUGUUUUCUCAUAUCUUAUUUAACCGUUAGAUACGGUGGCCUGUUAACUGUCUUCAGAACUUGUGUUUCUUAGAAGUUUUAGUGUUUUCUGUACUACUCUUUAAAGCUAUUCCUAGAGUGAAAUGGUUUUGUAUGUCCUUUUUUAUUUAUGUUUAGUGAUGGCCUAAUUAUUCUGCAAGACCAUGCCGGAGACAUGGCUCUCCACCUGUAAAGUAUUUGCUGACCUUUUCAGAUUUUACAUAGCGGUUUGCCACCUGUUUCAUUGUGUUCCGUCCAUGUUGUCUGUGUCUGUGCGCAUGUGUGCGUGCAUUGUGUGCGUAUGUGCGCAAAAAUGCUCUGGAGUAUGAAAGAACAUUUUUUGUAUUCUUUUCAGGUUGUUUAUAUUUACUCAUCUUUGAGCGUGUCUAUGUGUGUGUGUAAAGUUAGGAAUCGUUAUGUUUGGAAAGAAGGCACUGAUCAGUUAGGUUGGGAGGAAUUUGAACAUCCUAGCUUCAUUUUCCAGAUGUGUAGGUAGACAAACAGUUUGUUAGGUUUUUGAUCUGUUGUGUCACAGGGGAGCCUUUUAUGUGAUAAAGUUCUUGUUUGCAUGUUACUCUCACUGUGGGAACUGUAAGCAUGGGAGCCUUUGUGCUUGCUCCGUUCUCCAUCCAGAGGAAAAAAGUUCCUAUUGGUUAAUAGACUAUCCACUAUGUAGGACAAUUGUUCUUCUUUGUGGAAAGUAACUAGUGGGAGCGGGAAUAUCUGAGAGCUGAGCACAACCUUUAGUUUAGGCUUUAAAAGUACGUUAUUUUAAACAUGUUUGUUAUGCCCAUAUAGGCUGUAAAACUAAGUCUGUAUGCUAAUAACUUAUCUAAUGUGCACUGAACAUUUUACAUGUAUUGUCUUACCUUAACACUGCAUGAUUUUUUAUGUGAAUUGAAUAAAGGAUGCCAUAUGCACUGUA